Messenger RNA from Naumovozyma castellii, 1314 nucleotides. RefSeq names its product ATP-dependent RNA helicase DBP8 (gene DBP8). The record is from RefSeq and is a predicted model, not a curated record. The transcript has a single exon. The coding region runs from base 1 to 1314 and encodes 437 amino acids. NCBI's taxonomy places the organism in Eukaryota, Fungi, Ascomycota, Saccharomycetes, Saccharomycetales, Saccharomycetaceae.
AUGUCAGAAAUUAAAAAUGCAACAUUUAAAUCAUUAGGCCUUUCCAGGUGGCUCCAAGAGGCUCUCCAAGCGAUGAAGAUAAACCAACCCACCGCCAUUCAGAAGGCAUGUAUUCCUGAGAUAUUGAAAGGAAGAGAUUGUAUCGGUGGGGCCAAGACUGGUUCAGGUAAGACUGUGGCGUUUGCUGCCCCAAUGUUGACUAAAUGGUCAGAGGAUCCUAGUGGUAUGUUUGGUGUCGUGCUAACGCCCACUAGAGAAUUAGCUAUGCAAAUUGCUGAACAAUUCACUGCCCUGGGAAGCAGCAUGAACAUUAGAGUUGCCCUUGUUGUUGGUGGUGAAAGUAUUGUGGACCAAGCUAUUCAGUUACAAAAGAAACCACAUUUUAUCAUUGCUACACCGGGGAGAUUAGCACAUCAUAUAAUGAGUAGUGGUGAAGAUACCAUUGGUGGACUAAAAAGAGCCAAAUUCUUGGUCUUGGAUGAAGCUGAUAGUUUGUUAACAGAUACAUUUGCUAGUGAUCUAGCCACUUGCAUCGGUGCACUACCGUCCAAGGACAAGAGACAAACGUUAUUAUUCACAGCUACGAUUACAGACCAAGUUAGAGCAUUGGAGGACGCACCCAUUCAAGAGGGCAAACCACCUUUGUUUACAUACCAAGUGGAGAGUGUGGAUAAGGUGGCUAUCCCAUCUACUUUAAAGACAGAAUAUAUUUUAGUUCCAGAACAUGUGAAGGAGGCAUACUUGUAUCAAUUGUUGACAUGUGAAACUUAUAAAGAUUCUAGUGCCAUUAUUUUUGUGAACAGAACCAUGACAGCUGAAAUUCUACGAAGAACUUUAUAUCAUUUAGAAGUUAGAGUUGCAUCACUACAUUCACAAAUGCCACAACAGGAAAGAACCAAUUCAUUACAUAGAUUCCGUGCCAAUGUAGCAAGAGUAUUAAUUGCAACUGACGUGGCAUCCAGAGGGUUAGAUAUCCCCACAGUGGAAUUGGUUAUUAACUACGAUAUUCCUGCAGAUCCAGAUACUUUUAUUCAUAGAGCAGGUCGUACUGCUCGUGCUGGAAGAAGUGGUGAUGCUAUAUCUUUUGUAACGCAGAGGGAUGUUUCCAGAAUUGAAGCAAUUGAGAAACGUAUAAAUAAGAAGAUGACGGAGUCUGAUAAGGUUCACGACACUGCAGUUAUAAGAAAGGCUUUGACCAAGGUGACUAAGGCUAAGAGAGAAUCCUUAAUGGCCAUGGAGAAGGAAAAUUUCGGGGAGAGAAAGAGAGUCCAGAAGAGGAAAGAACUGGCAAGCAAGGGAUUUAGAAGGGAUUAA